GGGAAACGAAGCAAACUAUCGAAGAAGAAUGAUUGUGUUUUCCUUUAGUUUUGUCUGAAUAAUAUUAAUUGAAAUAUGUUUACGGUUCUUUUUCAUUGCUUUUUACUUAGUAGUUUAGUUCACUUUAGCAAUGGAUUCUAUGUACCUGGGGUGGCUCCGGUGGAAUUUAAAAAAGGCCAAAGAAUUGAAGUUAAGGCAGUUAAAAUGACUAGCAUACAUACACAACUUCCGUAUGAAUAUUAUUCUUUGCCUUUGUGUUUACCCAAGAAUGGUACUUUUGUAUAUAAAUCAGAAAAUUUAGGUGAAGUUUUACGCGGUGAUCGUAUAGUAAACACUCCCUAUGAAGUCCAUAUGGCAGAAAAUAUUAAGUGCCGACUUUUAUGUCAUCAAAAAAAUAACCCUAUUAAUUGGAGUGUAGAAGAAUCUGAAAAAGUUGCCAGUCGAAUCGAACAUGAGUAUUUUGUGCAUUUGCUUGUUGAUAAUUUACCCGUUGCUACUAGAACUGUAAACACAGGCACAUCAGAGAGGAGUAUAGAACAAGGUUACCGUCUUGGUUUUAUGUCAAAAGGCAAGGCAUAUGUCAAUAACCAUUUAAAAUUAUUACUGAAAUAUCACAAGCACAGUCAGGAUUCCUAUAGAGUUGUUGGAUUUGAAGUAGAGACUGCUUCUAUAGACAAGGAUGAUCUUGCAUUUGCUGAUGAUUCUUGUCAGUUCCCUACUGAUGCCAACCCACAACUAGUCAAUGAAGAUACAGGAACAAAGUUAUAUUUUACAUACUCUGUUGAAUGGGGUGAAUCUGAGAUAAGUUGGGCCUCAAGAUGGGAUAUAUAUUUAGGCAUGAAAGAUGUACAAAUCCAUUGGUUCUCUAUUGUUAACUCUAUUGUUGUAUUGUUCUUCUUAUCAGGCAUUCUCACAAUGAUAAUGGUGCGCACACUAAGGAGAGAUAUAGCAAGAUAUAAUUCUGAUGAGAGUAUUGAUGAUAUGAUGGAGGAAACUGGCUGGAAGUUAGUACAUGGAGAUGUUUUUCGCCCACCACCCAAGAGAAUGCUCUUUGCCGCAGUUAUUGGAAGUGGUAUCCAAGUCUUCCUUAUGGCCCUUAUUACAAUAUUUAUCGCUAUGCUUGGCAUGUUGUCACCGGCAAGCCGCGGUGCGCUUAUGACGGCAGCUAUAUUUCUCUACGUAUUCAUGGGUCUCAUUGCGGGAUAUUACUCGGCACGCUUGUACAAUACGAUGAAAGGGAAACAAUGGAAGCAGGCCGCAUUCCUCACUGCAACAUUAUAUCCAGCUAUUGUGUUUGGCACAUGUUUCUUUUUAAACUUUUUUAUUAUGGGCAAACAUUCCAGUGGUGCAGUUCCAUUUUCCACCAUGAUGGCUUUGUUGUGCCUUUGGUUCUGUAUAUCACUGCCAUUAGUAUAUUUGGGGUAUUAUUUCGGGUGUCGAAAGCAGCCAUUCCAACACCCAGUCAGAACAAAUUUCAUUCCAAGAAAAGUCCCUGAGCAAGUUUGGUACAUGAAUGUUUUUAUUUGCAUUUUCAUGGCGGGCAUUCUUCCGUUUGGAGCCGUAUUCAUCGAACUGUUUUUCAUAUUCAAUGCACUGUGGGAAAAUCAAUUUUAUUAUCUCUUUGGGUUUUUAUUCCUGGUAUUUUGCAUAUUGGUGGUGUCUGUAUCACAGAUAUCAAUUGUCAUGGUAUACUUUCAGCUGUGUGGAGAAGACUAUCACUGGUGGUGGAAGAGUUUCAUUGUCUCGGGAGGUUCCGCAGUGUAUAUUUUAAUAUACUCUAUAUUUUAUUUCUUCACGAAGCUGGAAAUUACGGAGUUUAUACCAACAUUGCUUUAUAUUGGUUACACAGGCCUGAUGGUGUUAACAUUUUGGCUGCUUACUGGCACCAUCGGAUUUUUCGCAGCGUACACUUUUAUUAGAAAAAUUUAUGCAGCAGUAAAGAUUGACUAAUUUUAUAUAGUGAUUUACCCUAUUUUAUUUAAGAUUGUAUGAUUGAUGAAUGAAUUGAACAAAUAUUGUUUGCUGGUUUAUAUUGUGUGUAUGUUUUUUGUAAAUAGGUGUGUUAGUAGUGAAACAUUGCAUUUUAAAACACUUUUUUGUUUGAGUACCUAAUAAAAUAAGACUUGUAUUAUUUUAAAUCAAAUGAUUACAUAAAGCAUAGAUAUAUUUACAAAUAUCGGCUUACUGUCUCAUGAGCUUUGCAAUACGAUUUCAUUGUGAACUGCUUUCAUUAUCUACAUGUACACCUUGCAUUCGAUUUCAGCUGUUACUAUAUCUCGUCAUUAUGUUUGUUAUUAAUUGAAAGUCGUGUUUUUAAUUGAGCUCUCAUUAUAAUAUUAAAACACGCAUUCAUUCAUUGAAUCUCCUGAUAUUAUUAACAUUUAAUUUUUAUCCUGUUCCACUAUAUUUUAAUAAUCUUGUGCAUCCCACAGCAUACUAUGUAGGUUGAAAAUGAAAUAAAGGAAUUCUAUCUUUAAGUUUAA
Molecule: messenger RNA, 2483 nt
Organism: Trichoplusia ni (cabbage looper)
Lineage: Eukaryota; Metazoa; Arthropoda; Insecta; Lepidoptera; Noctuidae
Gene: TM9SF4
Product: transmembrane 9 superfamily member 4
Exons: 9
Coding region: 76-1950 (624 amino acids)
Biological process (GO): protein localization to membrane
Cellular component (GO): membrane
Source: RefSeq, a predicted model, not a curated record